Messenger RNA from Mollisia scopiformis, 7040 nucleotides. RefSeq lists its product as uncharacterized. Gene Ontology annotation, cellular component: ubiquitin ligase complex; cytoplasm. Bases 275 to 6835 code for a protein of 2186 amino acids. Lineage: Eukaryota; Fungi; Ascomycota; Leotiomycetes; Helotiales; Mollisiaceae. Gene Ontology annotation, biological process: ubiquitin-dependent protein catabolic process via the N-end rule pathway; protein ubiquitination. The transcript has 2 exons. Gene Ontology annotation, molecular function: zinc ion binding; ubiquitin protein ligase activity. The record is from RefSeq and is a predicted model, not a curated record.
UCCCUCAAACACCUUGCCACAAGUACAUAAAGCUUCUGGAUACCGCAUUCUGAGUUGAUCUCUCGCAUUGGUACCGCAUCACACCGAUUUCAGCCACACUGCAGGGGCCAUUCGCGCAUUCGUAGCUGUUCCUGACGGCGAACACUAGCAUCUCGAGGCUACCAACACUCACAGCUCAUUGAAGCGCCAUCCCACGCAUUUGCGCAACCCCGCAACAUCACCAAAGUACGACGCAGCGAGCACCGAACGAUAUGCGAACAGAUAACCGAAUCAGAUGAUGGAGUCUAUGUCGACACAAGAGCGGCAGCUCUGCGAGUUCCUCAAGACCCAACCCCGCGUCCACAAGAAUCGAUAUACCCAGCAUGCUGAGAAUACCCUGCUCCAGUCCCUAUUCUGGUCCCUAGCUUGUGGAAGAUCCGACUAUCUGCGGCUCUUCUUCCCAGACAACACUCGUCCUCUGCAGAAUGCAACAUGGAAGCUGAGAAAGGCGCAAGGCGGGGCAGAUGGAGAUGAGUUCACCGAGGCAGCAAGAGGGAAGGCUUGCGGGCACAUCUUCAAAGCUGGCGAAGCUACGUACAGAUGCAAGACAUGCAGCCAAGAUGACACUUGCGUACUCUGCAGUCGAUGCUACGACUCUUCGGACCAUACGGGACAUAUGGUCUAUGUCAGCGUGUCUCUGGGCAAUAGUGGUUGUUGUGACUGUGGCGACCCUGAAGCAUGGCGAUUGCCAGUCCACUGCUCUAUACAUACCCCGCAUGAUGAUGAAUUGCAGGGCAAGGGAAAAGGAAAAGCUCCUUCGUUACCGAACGACCUUGUGGAAGCUAUCCGUAUGACAAUUGGGAGAGUGUUUGACUACAUCUGUGAUGUUAUAUCUUGCUCUCCCGAGCAGCUUCGUCUUCCGAAAUCCAAAGCCAACAUCCUCUUAGACGAAGAACAGUCACGGUUGACUUCACAAUUCUACGAUGGAGAUAUUGCAGAGGAUCCUUGCGAGUUUGCCUUGCUAUUGUGGAACGACGAAAAGCACACCGUUAACGAGGUUCGUGACCAAGUUGCGAGAGCUUGCAAAGUCACAUCUAGAGAAGGGCUACAGAGAGCACACGAGACUGAUGAUAUUGGACGGAGUAUCGUGAAGUAUAGUUUUGACGUGGACGAACUUCUUGCUGUUUCAGAAGUCAUUGAGCAGAUUAAAGUUACUGUCACGAUCCGCUCAGCUCGAGAUACCUUCCGAGAACAGAUGUGUGGCACUAUCAUUGAAUGGCUGAGUGACAUUGCUGGCUGCAGCGUAGGUUCGGAUCACAAUAUCUUACGACAAGUGGUCUGUGAGGAGAUGUUAAAGCCAUGGAGCCUUGGAAGUGAAGCAAGCAACAAGGAUGUAGGCAUGAAAGGAAUUGAUGACCACGAGAUUGAGGAGCGUGUCAACUACCGCGAAGCAAUGCUUAUGCAGCAGGCAAGAAUCAUCAGAGCUGCUGCUCUAGCUGCAAAUGCAGAAUCUGGCUCUGACGAUGACGACGAUAAUGAUGCUGCCUCGAAUCCAGAAGAACCGGACGACGAUGAUGAUGGCGAUGUUGUCUUUCAGAUUGAAGGGGGAACGGUUGAUGUAGAUGAUGCAGACGAAUCUGAGUUUGGCGACGGCCCUGCAACUAUGAUGGAAUAUUUGGUCCAAGUCCCAGCAAAUAUGGUGCCAGCGUCCGCAAGUCAGCGAACAGAUGCCGAUGGGGACGUUGACAUGGAUCAGAACGACCGUGAAAAUUCGCCCAUGGAAGUUUCAGAGGCUACCAUGGCUGGUUAUCCUCCACCACCACCUCCUCCGCCUCCAGCACCUGUCAGACCACUUCGAGAACCCAUUCGAGAUCGUGACCUCACCCCAUCAGAUUCCGAUACAGCAGAGAUGCAACCUUUGAUAGCACCGCCCAUCUAUGCCAAAGCUGGUCUUGACAUUCCUAAAACUCCACGGGGGGUUGCUAAACUGCAAGAUGCUCCGAGACCUCCUAAAUACUGGCUCGAGACCCCUCCCGGAUUCCGAGAAGCAAUGCCUGUCGCUAUACAUGAGAAUCUGUUCAAGCGCCUGAGGCUGGACUGGAUGAUCUUGUUCGAUUUGCGAAUGUGGAAGAAAGUUCGUAUCGACCUUCGUGAUCUCUACAUCUCCACAGUGGUCACUAUUCCGGAAUUCAAGCGCAUCCUUGGCUUAAGAUUUGCUGGUCUUUAUACUACGCUCGCGCAGCUUUAUCUGAUAGCUGAUCGAGAGCCUGAUCAUUCAAUUAUCAACAUUUCACUUCAGAUGUUGACGACACCAACCAUCACAGCUGAAAUCAUCGAGAGAGGCAAUUUCCUGACGAAUCUAAUGGCAAUUCUGUACACGUUCCUCACCACUCGACAGGUCGGGCACCCUCAUGAAAUCAACCCAAAUGCCACCUUAGCAUUUGACUCUGGUUCUGUCACCAAUCGAAGGAUGUAUCAUUUCUUCAUGGAUCUCAGAUAUCUCUUCAGUUCGGAUCACGUUCAGGAGAAGCUUCGUGUCGAUGAUAGGUAUAUGUUGCAAUUCUUGGACCUAGUCAAGCUUCAUCAAGGCAUCUGUCCCAAUGUUCGAGCUGUCGGAGAACACGUCGAGUACGAGACCGACGCUUGGAUCAGUGCCUCUUUGAUCACUCGAGAAAUCAACCGAUUAUGUCGACAAUUCUCGGAAUCAUUCAAGUGGAGUCCUGGGGAGGAUCACACGUACAUAUCUAAUGCCAUCAGAUUAACUGCCAAAGCUGUCAUUCUCAACUCCUUGGGGACAGAGAGGAGACGCUUUGUGCAAGCAGAAAUUAAGGAUGAGAUCAAAUUCAAGAAAGUUGGCGACUACGAAUUCGACACAACAGAAAGAUCAGGAAAGUUUCUACAACACCACGUCGUCAAAUUUGUUGUGGAAUCGCAGCCUAUCAGUUUUCACCAUGCUUUACAUUACACCCUGUCGUGGCUCAUCGAGUGUGGCAAGAAUAUGUCACGGGAGAAUCUUCAGCAUUUAUUGAGCUUCACCACAGCUGAUCUACUCCAGAAGCCGAAAUCAAUGGGGCAAAGAACGAUGCCAAGCCAAGAGUACACACCCGAAGACCAUCUCAUGGCCGCCUUCGACUAUCCUCUACGCGUUUGUGCCUGGCUAGCGCAAAUGAAAGCUGGCAUGUGGGUACGCAAUGGUAUGAGUCUUCGUCAUCAGAUGGGUACAUACCGGGGUGUCAGUCAGCGGGACGUCUCCCAUCAUAGAGAUAUCUUCUUGCUACAAACUGCGAUGGUAGUGUGCCCUCCGGCGCGAGUUUUGGUAUCAAUUAUUGAUCGCUUUGGACUCGAACACUGGAUGAAGGGGAUCUAUGAGCAAAAAGCAGAUAGCCUUGAAGAUGGUCAGGUCCUGGACGUGGUGGAAGAUUUGAUCCACCUCCUCAUCGUGCUGAUCAGCGAUCGAACGUCUCUAGUUACUAGCGAAGAGGACCAAAGUCCACAUGUGCUUGCCAUGAGAAGAGACAUUACGCAUGUGCUUUGCUUUAAGCCAUUGUCAUUCUCUGAGAUCUGCAGUAAGUUGCCAGACAAAUUCCAGGACCAAGAAGAGUGCCAAGACAUCCUCGAUGAGAUGACUACCUUCAAACCUCCCGAGGGCCUGUCGGAUGUCGGGACUUUUGAACUGAAAGAGCAAUUUCUCGAGGACAUCGACCCAUAUAUUGCGCAUUACAACAAGAACCAGCGUGAAGAAUCUGAAAACGCGUACAAGAUCUGGAUGGCAAAGAAGACAGGACGAGCUGCCACAGACAUUGUCUUCGAGCCCAAGCUUAAGGUCAUCGAGUCAGGUGCUUUUGCAGACCUUGCGGCUUUCACGAGGACUGGCAUAUUUGGACAAAUUGUCUACUAUGCUUUGAUGUACAGUGUUCAGGCUCAAGCUGUGGCACCUACCGUCCCAAUGACUCGAGUUGAGGCUUUCUUACAAGUUGUCCUUCAUCUUGUCCUGAUUGCUAUCGCUGAAGAUAAAACCGAUGAGGACGAGAUGUCAGAAGAGUCUCUCCAGUCUUUCGUUUACAUUGCUCUCACUGCUCCAGCUCGCACCAAUUUCCUUAAACAGUCACCGCCGUCAAAGACAAUUGCAGCCCUGCUGGAAAUGCUAUCUCGGAAAGACGAAUACAAGGCUUGCCAUACGAAGAUUGCGCUUGUCUUGAAGCGAAUGAAGCAAAAGCAACCGCGGAAUUUCGAGGCAUCCUUCGCUCGCUUGGGCGUACCUGUUGAUAGGAUUUCAACAGCUUCUCCGGCAAACAACAACGUCCUUGAAGAUCGCGAGAAGAAGAAGCAGGCUGCAAUGGAAAGACAAGCCAAAGUUAUGGCCCAAUUUCAGCAACAGCAGAGAAAUUUCAUCGAUAAUCAAGGCGACAUCGAUUGGGGUGAGGAUGACAUUAGUGAUGAUAACUUGGAGGUAGAAGGAGAAGAUCAGAAGACUUACUGGCAGUAUCCUUCUGGCACAUGCAUCCUCUGCCAAGAGGAGACCAAAGAUGGAAGAUUAUAUGGCACUUUCGCACUGGUGACCCCAAGUACAAUCUUACGACAAACAGACUUUCAAGAUCCAGACUUUGUUCGUGAGGUUGCCAAGACUCCUUCAAGUCUAGACCGUUCUGCCGAAAGCAUUCGUCCUUGUGGAGUGGCUGGUGAAAACAGAGAGCAGGUUCAUAAAGUCACAGCUAGUGGCGUCGAGAUUGUCACGGAACGCCAGUUCAUCGGCAAAGGAUUCCCAUCAGGCUCAACCCGCAACGGGCCUGUCUCGGUCGGUUGCGGCCACAUCAUGCACUAUAAAUGUUUUGAAGUCUACUAUGAAGCUUCAAAUCGCCGACACCAACAUCAGAUUGCUCGACAUCAUCCCGAACGCCUGGAUAUGAAUGAGUUCGUUUGCCCUUUGUGCAAAGCCUUGGGAAAUUCAUUUUUGCCCAUCAUUUGGGCUCCAAAGGAAGAAUUAUCCAUCAACCGCCUACAGCCCAAAACAAACUUUAACGACUGGAUUAAAUCUGUCACUGUCCAAUCUGAUUCAGUACCUCUGGCUUUCCCGAACUCCGGCGAACGAGAAAGGGCCUUCUUCAUGCAGCAAAACAAUUCUGUAUUGCUGAAUUCACUGAAUGCAAGAACAUCCGACUUGCUGAGCGAAGCUUGGAACCCACUGGUGCCUGCAGUCACGCCUACAGCUAUGGGAUUAUUGCCAUUGGGACCAUUACCUCCAGGACCGACACCGGGCCAUACCAUUCGUUUAGACCACAGUUCCUCGAACUCCUCUAAUUCACCAACACACAAUAGCUCUCUGAUGACAGAAUUAGUGGGAAUAUAUCGUCGCCUGCGGGACACCAUGCAAAAGAACAGGCUUCCAACACGACAUCGAAUUUUGCCAAGCCAACAAAAUGAUGGGCCUCUGGACGAUCUUUGUGCCAAUGAUACCCUUGCCCAAAGCCUAGGCUUCUCGAUUUCUGCGGUUGAAAUACACCAACGUGGGGUUGCCUCACAGAGUGUUAUGACCUUCCUCGAAGGUGUACCACAACAAGCUCUUGUUCAUCUCAGGGUGCUUGCAGAAACAGCAUCAUCGUAUGUUUCUGUUGGCGGAGUCAGGAUGGGUAGUCGCAUCGCUCAAGACUUUACGACUGACUAUGAGGAUCAAUUCCAGCAGCUCUUCUUGCCAUCAAGCUUGAAGCAAACCACGGGACAGGAAUCGACUUAUCGAGAUUCAACUGCUGAAUGUCUACUCGAGAAAGACAUAUUCGUAUUUCUCACGGAGUGUUCUCUAUGCUUGGCUGCCAUGGAUGAUGAAAUCGACAUCAUGCACGUUAUCAAACUCUGCUAUCUCGCGGAGCUCAUCAAAGUCGUGAUGAAGAUGAGUCGUAACAAGGGCAAAUCGAGCUUCUUGUCGUGGAUCAACUACGACUUCGAACCAUCGAAUCCCCAAGGCCUUGAUGCAUUCAAGUACUUCUGCUGUCAGGUUCGCUCCUGGGACCUAUCGAAUGGCAGUCACCGGAAGGAGCCUCCAAGCUCCGUCAUGGAGCAGCCUUGUUUCGAUGGAGCAGAAUCAUGUCGCUCCUUCGCCAAGAAGUACGCACUCGUGUUUCUUCGAAAAGUUGCUCUAUUGCUGCACGUCCGCUAUGGCGUCGCGUUCCAUAACCAUGUUUCUUCAGACCCUAGUGCAGAUGAACUUGAUCGACUGACCGAGGCACUUCGCUUACCGACUUUUGACGAGAUGUGUGCGUCGAUAUACGGCAAAAGUCCGCUGUCUCCUCUUGCCCAAGGCUGGGUACUGCGUGCUGGUUGCCAUCCACAGACUUCAGAAAGCCCUUCGAAGAUCUCCCUCAGCCAUCCAGCAAUUUUUGAGCUCAUUGGAUUACCGAAGAACUACGACACAUUGAUGGAGGAGACCAUGAAGCGCCGAUGUCCAACGACCGGCAAAGAUGUAUCGGAUCCAAUGCUCUGCUUGUUCUGUGGCGUCAUUACCUGUGGCCAAAGCAUAUGCUGUCUGAAGGACGGACCACGAUCUCCUACUGGCAGGGUCCAACAAAUUGGUGGAGCCCAGCAACACAUGCUGAAGUGCCAACAAAACAUUGGUCUCUUCAUCAAUAUUCGCAAGUGCACGGUCUUCUACCUAUACCAUACUUCAGGCUCGUGGAUGGUGGCUCCGUACAUCGACAAGUAUGGUGAAGUCGAUCCAGGAUUGAGACAUUCGAGACAAUUGUUCCUGAAUCAAAAGCGAUAUGAUGCCUUACUGAGGACUGUCUGGCUGGGCCAUGGAGUUCCCAGCGUGAUUUCCCGAAAGUUGGAGAUGGAUAUCAACAAUGGUGGUUGGGAGACGAUUUAGAUCUUGGUUGCUGGACUGAGGUAGAGAAGUUGAUGGAUAAACUUCGAUGGUCUGUCUUUAUCGGCGUUUAGAUGAGGAUGACGGUUAACGAAUUGGGGGAAUAUCAUUUUGAUGCUUCCGAACGAAAACCGGUUCAUGCAUGUGCGGUUUAGUAUGGCGUGGUAGAUAGAUUUCAGUGUUUUGUUAAUGCAUGGACUUUACCGUG